Molecule: messenger RNA, 1254 nt
Organism: Neogale vison (American mink)
Lineage: Eukaryota; Metazoa; Chordata; Mammalia; Carnivora; Mustelidae
Gene: SETD9
Product: SET domain containing 9
Exons: 6
Coding region: 32-931 (299 amino acids)
Molecular function (GO): protein binding
Source: RefSeq, a predicted model, not a curated record
GCUGCCCUCGUCACAGCGCCGCGGGACAGCCAUGCCGGGUCGCCUCCUGCGGGGCCUGUGGCAGCGAUGGCGCCGUUACAAGUACCGCUUCGUUCCUUGGAUCGCGCUGAACCUAAACCACAACCCUAGGACCCUCCGAUAUGUUCCAGAGGAAUCCAAAGACAAAGUUAUCUCAGAUGAAGAUGUCCUAGGAACAUUACUGAAAGUUUUCCAGGCUCUAUUCAUAAAUGAUUUCAAUAAGCAAUCAGAUAUCUUGACUAUGCUUCCAGAAACUGUCAAAUCAAAAUACCACAACCUACUGUCAGUUCAACAUCCAAGGGUGAAACUGCUUGAAUACAGACAUCAACAGCAAAAUACCUUUAAACCAGAAGAAAUUCUUUAUAAGACAUUGGGUUUCAGUGUUGCCCGAGCAACUAGCUCACUGAUAUCUGCUGGAAAAGGUGUCUUCAUUACCAGAGGAUGGGUACCAAAAGGCGCGGUUGUAUCUAUGUAUCCUGGUACAGUAUAUCAGAAGUAUGAGCCAAUCUUUUUCCAGUCCAUUGGAAAUCCAUUUAUUUUUAGAUGCCUGGAUGGGGUACUCAUUGAUGGAAAUGACAAAGGAAUAUCAAAAGUUGUAUAUAGAUCUUGUAAUGGGAGAGAUCGACUUGGUCCUUUCAAAAUGAGUGAUAGUACAUGGCUAACAUCAGAAAUUUGUAAUCCACUGGCUGUAGGACAGUAUGUCAACAAUUGUUCAAAUGACAGAGCAGCUAAUGUCUGCUAUCAAGAAUUUGAUGUGCCUGCAGUCUUCCCUAUAGAGCUGAAGCAGUAUCUUCCAAACAUUGCCUAUAGCUGUGACAAACAAAGCCCACUUCGAUGUGUCAUUCUUGUAGCACUAAGGGACAUCAAACAAGGAGAAGAGCUUUUUUCAAACUACUAUACAAUUGUUAGCUAACUGUGAGCUAGAAAUUAGGUUUUCUACCCAGCUACUGAGUUCACUCUUAAUGUUUUUUGUUCAUUGUUUAACCUAUAGGACAAAUAUUUUGAGGCCUAAUUGGAGGGGGUAUUUUUGUUUUUAUGAUAAAAGCUAUGUGCUUCAUUGCAAUUUCAAAUUUGGAAUACAAUUCCAAUUUUAAUUGGCUUUCCCUUAAAUAUACAGUAGCUUAUUAAGUUAAAACCUACCGUCUGAACUUAAAAUUCAAUUUCAUUUAUUUUGUAUAUCUCUGUGGUGCUUUAUAAAAUUCCAGCGAAUUUUCAUUUCUUACACUGUUGAUUUGU